Vitis riparia (riverbank grape) is the source of this 1414-nucleotide messenger RNA. RefSeq names its product omega-hydroxypalmitate O-feruloyl transferase-like. Gene Ontology annotation, molecular function: acyltransferase activity, transferring groups other than amino-acyl groups. The record is from RefSeq and is a predicted model, not a curated record. Lineage: Eukaryota; Viridiplantae; Streptophyta; Magnoliopsida; Vitales; Vitaceae. Bases 351 to 1205 code for a protein of 284 amino acids. The transcript is spliced from 2 exons.
UUAACCAUGGAGGUCACAGUUUCGAUCACAAGCAAAAAGAUGUAGUGAAGGAAGAACCAGUGAAGCUGGUUUCUGCAAAGAAUCCAAUCCCUUUUGAAACAGUUUUCCUAUCAAACAUUGAUCUUGCAGUGACUUUUCCUGUUGAAACUCUCUUCUCCUUUGAGGUUCCUCCAAGCAAGUGCUCCUCAACUGAAGAUAUAUCAGAGAGAGUGAAGAGAGCAGUGGCUGAAGUGCUUCUUGUUCUUUACUAUUUCUUGGCUGGGAGACUUUACUUCAACCAUGAAAGUAAAAGGUUGGAGCUUCUGUGCAACAAUGCUGGAGUGUUGUUUGUGAGGGCAACAUCAGGGAUUAUGUUGAAGGAUCUUGGAAAUCAUUCUCUCCCCAAUCCAAUCUUUCGCCAUUUCGUUCAUUGGCCGGUCUAUACAAAAGCCUUGCUAAUAGUAACGAGGUUCAGAUGUGGGGGUUUCUCAAUUGGGAUUGUGACAAACCAUGGGGUUCUUGAUGGAAGAUCAGCUGUUGAGAUGCUUCAGAAUCUGGCUUCUAUUUGUAGAGGAGAAGGCCUGAAACCCCAGGUUGUCUGCAAUGACAGGAGAUGCAUGAGAGCAAGGAACCCACCUCAGAUCAAGUGCCCACAUCAGGAAUAUGUAAAGCUAGCAGAGACUUCUUGUAUUGCCUCCUCCUUCACCUUUCUGAACCAGUCAUCACCAUCUCCAUCGGUUUUCUCAAACAAGUACAUCCACAAACUCUUUCCUUUCGAUCAAGAAAUGCUGGCCACACUCAAGGAGAAAACCAUGAACAAGUGCUCAACCUUUGAAGCCAUUGUUGCCCACCUUUGGAGAGCAAGAACGAGGGCAGUUUUCGAAAACCCAGAUGAUUUUUCGGCAGUUCUCUUUGCAGUGGACAUUAGGUCUAAACUAUCACCACCUUUGCCACAUGGGUUCUCAGGAAACGCAGUGAUCACAGCUUUUGCCACUGCAAAAGUGUCUCAUUUGGUUCAGAAGCCAUUCUCAUUCUGUGUUGAAAUGGUUAAGGAAGCUGUAGAUAGAGUAACAGAUGAUUACGUGAAGUCAGCCAUAGAUUGGCUGGAGGUUUAUAAAGGAAUUCGUGCAACUUGUAAUGGGAAUUUCUGUAUUUCAGCUUGGUGGAAACUGUCUUUUGGUGAGCUUGAUUUUGGGUUUGGAAAGCCUGUUCAUGGGGGGCCGUAGCCAGUGCGAAUGAUGAGUUUGUGUUGCUGCUUUCGGAUGGAAAUAGCAACGGCAAUGGGAGAGGAAUCAAUGCGUGGAUAGCUCUUGAAGAGGAGAAAAUGAUCAGGUUGAUGGUCCAUGUUUUUGCCAUAAAAAAUUAAUUAUUAACUGUAAAGUAGCCAAGGAUUGCAUAGAUAAACAAACAAAACGUUUGAUAUAAAUUUUCCAAU